Episyrphus balteatus (marmalade hoverfly) is the source of this 439-nucleotide messenger RNA. RefSeq lists its product as uncharacterized. NCBI's taxonomy places the organism in Eukaryota, Metazoa, Arthropoda, Insecta, Diptera, Syrphidae. The transcript has 2 exons. The record is from RefSeq and is a predicted model, not a curated record. Bases 1 to 408 code for a protein of 135 amino acids.
AUGUUCAAGUUGGUGGUACUUUCUGUUGUCCUUGCCUGUGUUGCUGCAAAGCCCACUGCUAUUGCCUAUGGAUCAGCUCCAUUGGUCUAUUCAGCAUCAGCUUUAAUUCAUGAGCCAGCACAUCUCAUCACUCAUGAGCGGUCAUUGGAAAAGGUUGGUGAUGUUGUUGAGAGUGUGCCAACAGCUGUUUCACAUCAAAGUUCAACAAUUGUUCAUGACAGAGCUAAUGUUGUGACACCAUUGGUUGCUCCAGCUAUUAAGACCAGUAUUACUCCAGCUAUUCGAUCAUAUGCUGCUCCAGUUAUUGCUCAUCAGCCACUUCUUCAAUACGCUUUGCCAUACAGUUAUGAUUAUGUAAAGUCUCCACUUUACAAAUCAUAUGUUCCAUCGGUACCAUUGGUUUACUAAAAAAAAAGACAACAAAAUAUGCAAAAGUUUA